This is a messenger RNA of Grosmannia clavigera kw1407, 4386 nucleotides long. Its product is annotated as ABC multidrug transporter. Gene Ontology annotation, biological process: transmembrane transport. The transcript has a single exon. Gene Ontology annotation, cellular component: membrane; fungal-type vacuole. NCBI's taxonomy places the organism in Eukaryota, Fungi, Ascomycota, Sordariomycetes, Ophiostomatales, Ophiostomataceae. The record is from RefSeq and is a predicted model, not a curated record. Gene Ontology annotation, molecular function: ATP hydrolysis activity; ABC-type peptide transporter activity; ATP binding. The coding region runs from base 1 to 4386 and encodes 1461 amino acids.
AUGGUGUUCUUACCAGACGUACCUAUGAUCAAUGUCCAGGCCAUCGGAUGGAUAGGCACGAUUAUUACCUCGACCUCUUCACUGGGCGCUCACUACAUCAGAAAAUCGGUCAAUCGCGAGGAUCUAGACGAUGAGACAUCUACCGAAGAACAAAUACGCACGCCGGUUGGCUACAGCUUGCUUCAGCUCGCCACUCGAGCAUUGCUGCUGGCUUCUGUCGUCGUCAGCCAUCUCCGAGAUGGCUCAUCGAGCUUGAUCGAGACAGCUGCUCUUGCAUAUGUUUUUGCCCUUGACUUGGCUCGGGUGGUCUUGGCGAUGCGGCAACCGAGUCUGAGAUCGUCUUUGCUGCACCAUGCCAACGUUCUCGUGUUUGUCGAGGCCGUUGCGGCCUUUGCUCAGCUGUCACCAGCGAUCGUUUCACUUCAUGAUCCCCAGCCAGCAGCCAGCAGAUGGCUGGUCCUGAAGCUUGCGUCCGCCAUACUUGCUCUGCUGUGUGCAUUCGUCUCACCGCGAGAAUGGAAGCCUCUGCCGCUGUCGUUUGGCCUGGCACAGAGGGAGCUUUCGGAGCCGAGCCCCGAGCAGACUUGCUCUUACUUUUCGUAUUAUAUGUCAUACGGCUGGCUGACUAACCUCAUCCUUCGCGGUACACGACGACGCCUGGUUCUUCAAGACACCCUGCCACUUCCAGAGUACGACGAACCGCUGAUGUGGAAAGAGAGAAUCAUGGAGGCCCGGGAAAAAUACAAGACUACGGCAAAGACACUCGCCUACGCCCUGCGUGAAAGUAUCGCUGCCAUGGUUUUCUUUUCUGCUCUUACAGCUGUGGCCGGGUUUAUCUCACCGCUUGCACUCUAUCGCCUGCUGCAUCACAUUCAAGAGCCGGAACUGUCUACUGUGAGGCCGUGGAUCUGGGUGGCUCUUUUGUUUAUUGGACCGGUGCUUCGAUCGAGCUGUUACCAGCAGUAUAUUUUCAACAGCACACGACUGAUCGUCCGCACCAAGAUGUGCCUCAUCCAAGAGCUCUAUGCCAAAGCCGGCCGCUGCUACGACUCGGACGCAACAAGUCUCCCCUCCCAGGAGAAGGCAUCAUCAGCCAGCGGGCUAGGAAAGGACAUCAAGAAGGGAAAAUCAAACAACGUCACAACUCUGAUGGCGUAUGACGUCGAUGCAAUCUGCAACUCGCGCGACUUUAUCAUCGUCUGCACGUCAACCCCAAUCGAGAUCACCAUGGGCCUUGUGUUCCUGUACAUUCUGUUUGGACUCUACUCUCUGGUUGCUUUGGUUCUCUUGCUGGCAUCGUUUCCCCUGGCGGCUCUUCUAUCGCGCCUGAUGUCGCGUUUUCAGCGGGAGCUUAUGAGAAGGACAGACAUUCGGGUGGCAUCCAUCUCCGAGUACCUGGCGUCCAUCCGGACGAUAAAAUACCUGGGAUGGGAGCCAAUCAUGACCGAACGCAUCAACGCUGAACGCCGUGCAGAAGAGAAGCAAAUCUGGCGCCGGAACCUGUCUGCCGUCGCUGUCACCGUGUUGGGAGAUUUCGUUCCGCUUCUGGCCCUGUUUGUCAUGUUUGCCACGUACACUCUGGUCGAGGGGCAACCUCUUACUGCCGCAAAAGCCUUCACAUCAGUGACCAUCAUAGAGUCUUUGCGCCUCCAGUUUGUGUGGAUUGCGAAUGCGACACGGUACUAUUCCCAGGCGCGGGUUGCAUUCGGGAGAAUUGACAAGUUUAUGGUCAACGAGCGUGAAACUGCGCCUCACCCAUCUGGCGAGCCGGCCUUCCACAAUGCUGUGUUCCGUCGCGCCGUUGCUGAGGACUCUUUUCGGCUCCAUAUCGACUGCAAGUUUGUUCCCGGCGGCUUCAAUGCCAUUGUCGGCGCUUCUGGAAGCGGGAAGUCGACUCUUCUUCUGUCCCUAACGGGUGAGACGAUACUCGAGUCUGGCUCUGCAAUGUGCCCAGCGCCAGUAGCAUAUGCACCACAGAUCCCCUGGAUGCUGAAUGAUACUGUCCGUGCAAACAUCCUGAUGCACCAGGAGUUUGAUGCGAUGCGGUACAAGAGAGUCCUGCACGCAUGUGCGCUACUGUACGAUCUAGAGAAGCUUGAUGAGCGUGAUCUAACCGAGGUCGGUGUCAACGGGUCCAACCUGUCCGGGGGUCAGCGCCAGCGGGUGUGCCUUGCCCGAGCUCUUUAUGCGCAGUCGAAGAUUCUAGUGCUCGACGACAUCUUCUCGGCUCUCGACUCUGCAACGCAGAAGCACAUCUGGGACUUUUGCUUCUGCAACGAUGCCGUCAUCCAGGGCAGAACCGUAAUUUUGGUCACGCAGUUUCAGGCCGCAAAAGAGUCUGCUGAUUUGCUGGUUGAAAUAUCCAACGGCCGUGUCAGCAAGCUCACUCGGAGGUCUGAAGGGACAAGGCAAGUGCGGCUCGUGCAUGAUGACCCGGCGAUACGGGCCCCAUCUUCAGCCAACUGGGUCCUCGAGAAGACAGAAAAUGCGGCUUUCCACCAUACCCGAGCUAUCGAAAAGAAGAUCAACCAGGAGGUGGCGGGCGAGGAGAGAAAUCCCAGGACUCUCUUCUACCAUUACAUGUACCUCUUUGGCGGACACAGCCGCGCAAUAAUGGCCAUGGUCAUUUGUCUUUGCCUGCAGCUGGCAUACUUCUCGCUGCCAAUAUGGUUGUCGGCCUGGGUGGGAGCACCGGAUCCGGGAUCUGAGGGUGCUCACUCGACGGGUUUUUAUAUCUCAGUGUAUGGGGCAAUUCUGGGGUCAUUCCUAGGGUUUUCGAUUCUGAGCCGGGUGUAUCUGCAGAAGGGAGCAUGGGAGGCGGCGCAUACGAUGCAUGAAAAGCUUGUCUCGGCAGCAAUGUGGGUGUCGGUCCAUUGGUACGACAAGAAUCCUCCUGGAAGAUUUAUCAACCGGUUCUCCAGCGACAUGUUCUCCAUGGACUGUGUGAUGGUGGACUACCUGCGCAUAGCUAUGGACAACGUGUUCCGGUUUAUGCUACGGCUGACUGCAGUUGGGUCCAUUAUGCCCGUCUUUGCCCUUCCGGCCGCCUUUGUGUGCACGAUCGGGCUCGUCUGUGCGGAGAUGUACACCAGAACGCAGCUAUCUGCCAAGGCUCUUGCGUCUGCAGCGCAGUCUCCUAUAUUUUCCUUCUUUGUGGAGAGCAUGGCCGGCAAAGCGGUGAUUCGAUCCGGGCCCGGCUUUCAGGCUGCCUUUGCCGACGAUCUGGGAAGGCGGCUGCGGGUGUAUGCACGGUCGUCAGAGACAAGGUUUAACCUCAAUCGGUGGAUCUGUGUGCGUGCAGACGGCUGCGCGGCCGUGAUUGCCAUGUUGACGGGCAUCAUCGCCCUGUCGUAUGGUCCUGACGUGUCGGCCGGACGUUUGGGCUUUUCUCUGACAAGUGCAAUCGGCCUGGGCCAGACGAUUUUGACAAUGGUUCGCAGCAUGAAUGAUCUGGAGGCCGAGAUGAACUGUUUCUUCCGCAUCCGCGAAUACGCCUCGCUCCCACACGAAGACGACGGCGUGGACGACAAGGACAGCCUAGCGACUUCGGUGCCAGACCAUUGGCCUUUUGAGGGCCGGGUGCAGUUUGAGGGGGUAUCGGUCAAAUAUGCGCUCGACGGUCCCGACAUCCUGCACGAUGUGUCGCUGAGCGUGUCGCCGGGCGAGCGUGUGGCCAUUGUCGGCCGCACCGGCAGCGGCAAGUCCACCAUGGCGCUCUCCCUUCUCGGUUUCACGAACAUUACGAAGGGAUCCGUCCGGAUCGACGGCGUGGAUCUGGCGGCCGUGCCGCUGCGAGUGUUGCGGCGACGUCUGACGAUCAUCCCACAGGAGCCGGUGCUUUUCAGCGGUGAUGUCCGGUUCAAUCUCGACCCGGCCGAGUCAUCGACAAGCGACCAGCUGACAGAGGCGAUCGGUGCGUGCAGCGUUAUGGCGUCGCUAGCCGGAAACACGACAGCAGAACGGCACGUGGAUGAGCAGCCGAUCCGGGCGCUGGACCUGGACACGGCCGUGGCGCCGCAGGGGUCCAACUUCUCGGUCGGACAGCGACAGGUGCUGAGCCUCGCACGAGCCACGGUGCGACAGUCACAGGUGGUGAUUUUGGAUGAGGCGACAGCAUCGAUCGACUACCGGUCGGACGUGGCGAUUCAAAAGGUGCUGCGGUCGGCCUUCCGUGGGCGGACAAUCAUUGCGAUCGUGCACCGGCUGUCGACGAUCAUGGACUAUGACCGGGUGAUUGUGAUGGACGCUGGACAGGUGCGCGAGACCGGGUCACCGGCACAGCUGUACAGGCAGGGGGGCAUGUUUCAGCGGAUGGUGAAGCAGAGCAUCGAGCACGGGAAGGGGAGCGAGUGGACGCCCGAGAAGUUGCAGCAGUUGGAGAAGUGA